Molecule: messenger RNA, 2724 nt
Organism: Hypoxylon trugodes
Lineage: Eukaryota; Fungi; Ascomycota; Sordariomycetes; Xylariales; Hypoxylaceae
Product: glycosyltransferase family 90 protein
Exons: 2
Coding region: 700-2580 (626 amino acids)
Source: RefSeq, a predicted model, not a curated record
AUGACAAGAUGGGUGAUGGGGGAGCAUUAUGACGAUCCCUGUUCCCACUAUCUCGGGAGUGGGGAGGACUAAGUGACCAAGGAGUCUGGAAGUGUAGGGUAUGUUUGCGAAACCCUGCGGAAAACAGCAAUCAACUAGGGAGCUAAUCUCUAGUAGAUUGGCUGGACAUGGUUACGAUCCUUAUUUUCGUCUAGUUCCGGGGGGUUUGGUACUGUGUACUAAAUAGUUUGACUAAUUCUCUGUCCAUAGGUCCAGGCAACUUUGGAGAUGCCCCUGCGCAGUGUAUCGGAUACAAGUUCGUCACUAUUGCGCUAUAACGUCAAGGGAAUUGGCCAAGACUACAACGCUCCGCUUCAUUGGUGACGUUUGGGUCCAUCUAACCAGCAUCGUAUAGUGGGUUUACCUAUGGUAGUAAUGCGGCCAAGGGGGGUGACCGACAUAAGAACAAUCGCGCGUUAAUAGGAACCUCUUUUUUUUCUAAAUUUUGGUGUCGGUCGCUAACCCGCCACUUCGAAUUCCCUUUCUAUUCAAGUUUUUCUCUUUCUUUCCCCGUCAAUCGUUGUUGCGCCUUACUCCCCUCGUCGCUACCAUCAUCAUCAUGAGGUGUGCUGAAUUUAUAGCUUGAAGAGUUGUUCAAUGUAGUGAGGAAAAUUAAAGGCUCCUCUAAGCGGUUCGUGCGCUCCCCAUCGGCGACGCUCCAUGUUGGACACUCGUAAAUCUCGCGACUGGCUAGGUAGCCUACCGCUGCCAAUACCGGACAGUCGCAUACGUUUCUUGAGAUGGCAAACCGUACUUCGAUACGCGGUGAUCGCUUUUCUCAUCUCCAUAACAUUUUCCGGUGUCUUUUUAUUUCGUCGCCCUGAGGGGUUCCUUCGUGAUGGCGGGUCGCAUUACUUUGAAUAUUUUUGGAAUCAGACGGCGAACCACCCUAUCGAUCAACUAAUUAGCGAUGCGCAUACUUUUCACGAGAAUCUACUCAAGCAACAAAGUUUUGAUAUCCCGACAGCUGCGGCUCGGUAUCGCGACCGACGAGGUCGUCAUCCACCACCAGGUUUCGACGCUUGGUUUAAAUACGCGGUAGAGCACGAUGCGAUCGUAGUCGAAUCAUUUUUCGAUCGGAUAUACAACGAUAUUGCGCCUUUUUGGGGUCUUGAUCCUCAAGUUACAGCGGCAAGAGCUUCGUCGUGGGAACAUGUUGUACGUGUUCGAAAUGGAAUCGCGAAUGGGACGGGCAAUACAGAAGGGAAAGUUCCGUGGUUGCAACUUUGGACGAAUCUAGUUGCGGAGGCUGCGCCGUGGUUGCCUGAUGUCGAUAUGCCUAUUAAUUAUAUGGACGAAUCUCGAUUGAUCGUUCCUUGGGAGGAUAUUACGAAUCUUGUUGAGAAAGAACGAGCGCGUCGGUCGAUUAAACCUACGGGGGAAGUUGUAACCAAGUACACCGGCUUGAGUAAGGUUGACGCGGAGGAAAAUGCUAAACCUUAUCAUCCCCAAUGGUUAGGAGGUAGCUUUUGGAACCUUACAAGAGUUGCAUGUGCGCCCGAUUCCCCUUCCCGUAACGUCGCACCGAUGGAAAACUUUGAAACGCUUCCAACCUUCCCGCACAAUUGGGAACCCGAUUAUUCUUACAAAGGUUACGUGCGUAACUUUACCGCCUCGAUGGAUCCUUGCACGCAACCCCACCUCCGCGGCCUUCACGGCACUUUUAUCGAACCAUUAACCGAAUCCACAAGUAAGGAGCUUAUACCUUUAUUUGGUGGCUGCAAGCUACCCGUGAACAACGAGAUUCUUAUUCCUGGCGCCAUGUAUAUCACCGAUGACCCUUUUUACUCCGGCGGAGAAACACAUGGUCCACCGUGGAGACAGAAGACUGAUGGCGUUGUGUGGCGUGGUGUCGCAUCCGGUGGUCGGAACAAGAAAGAGAAUUGGAUGCACUUUCAACGCCACCGUCUUAUCGAGAUGUUGAAUGGUACAACUGUUGCUGGAAUGGAGCAGAAUGGUUUUAGGGCCAUGACGUUCGAAAUGCCGCCUAUGGAGAAAUACGAUUUCCCGCGAAGACGCAAAGCUACGAUUGGUACUUGGUUGGAAAAGUUCUCGAACGCAGGAUUUGUGAAUCUUUUAUGUUUCCCGGAAGAUUCCAACUGCGCUUACGUGAGACCGUAUUUGUCAGAGGUACAAGGCAUUCCUAUGAAGGAACAAUACAAGUAUAAAUUCAUGCCCGAUGUCGAUGGCAAUAGUUUCAGCGCUAGGUUCCGAGGUUUCUUGCUAUCGACGUCGUUGCCCAUUAAAGCUACCAUCUAUGCGGAAUGGCAUGACGAUCGUCUAGUGCCGUGGCUUCAUUUUGCCCCAAUGGAUAAUAUUUUCCAGGAUUUAUACGCCAUUUUAGACUAUUUUACACGAGAUAGGAAAGGUGACAAGUCGGCGCGUUUCAUCGCAGAGGAAGGUAGAGCAUGGGGUGCUAAAGUGCUGAGAAGGGAGGAUAUGCUACUCUACGUAUGGAGGCUACUCCUGGAAUUUGCACGUGUGUGUGAUGAGAAACGGGAAACGCUUGGGUAUAUAGAUGACUUAAGACCACCGCAAUGAAUGUAUGUAUGUAUAUAAUUACCUAACUUGUCAUUAUUCGCAUUACUUGCUUUUUUGUUUCACAUGUACUCAAUACCCGGUUGUAUUUAUACUGUAUUGUAUGUAAGUACCUAAGGUACUGGAGUUCAAGUAUCAACGCAAAAG